Messenger RNA from Aphanomyces astaci, 759 nucleotides. RefSeq lists its product as hypothetical. The transcript has a single exon. Gene Ontology annotation, biological process: proteolysis. Bases 1 to 759 code for a protein of 252 amino acids. The record is from RefSeq and is a predicted model, not a curated record. Lineage: Eukaryota; Oomycota; Saprolegniomycetes; Saprolegniales; Verrucalvaceae. Gene Ontology annotation, molecular function: serine-type endopeptidase activity.
AUGGUCAAGUUUCUCGCCCUUGCUGUUGUUGCCGCCUUCGCGGCCGCCGAUAUUGAAAUCGUCAACGGUACCGUGGUGCCCAUUGGCAAGUACACGUACGUGACUGGUCUUCGCCGCACUGAAAACGGCACCGCGAUUUGCGGUGCAUCGUUGGUGGCCCCCAAGAUCCUAGUCACGGCGGCCCACUGCUCGCUGACUGCCUGGGCUACGUUCGCCUCUGUCGGUUCGCACUACGCCAAUGGCACCACGGACGGCGAACGCAUCAAGAUCGUCAAGCGCACUCAGCACCCCAAGUACAACAAGGCGACCAGCCACGACUAUGACGUUGCCGUGUUCGAAUUGGAAACUGCGUCGACGUUCCCCCCCGUCAAGCUCAACUGGGACGAAGACCAGUUUUCAGCCCCGGGCGCUGUGUCGUGGGUGCGCGGGUUCGGCCAUACACAGGCUUACGGGGUAGGUUCCCCUGUGCUCUUGGAAACCGAUGUGAUCAUCUGGGAAAACUCCAAGUGUCACGACGCGCUGAAGAAGUACAAAUACAACAUCACGUCCUCGAUGCUUUGUGCCGGCGGGGGGUCUAAGGAUGCAUGCCAAGGCGACUCUGGGGGACCGUUGACCAUCACGCGCAACGGGGUCGAGCAUUUGGCCGGUGUGGCCAGCUGGGGUAUUGGCUGCGCUCGCCCAGACCACCCCGGAGUAUACGCCCGUAUCUCGGAAGUCCGCGACUUUAUCGAACCGUUCUUGCCCAAGCCUGCUUGCUAA